GAUGCUAAAUGUUAUUGAGAAACUCAAGGAAAAUAAAAAUGAAGCUGCUCAAGAAAAAAUGCAACUUAUGCAAACAUGGACUGAAAUACACCAAGAGAGGGGAGCUCUGGAGAGGAGACAUAAUGAGAUCAUCAUUGAGCAAUACAAGUUAAAACUGAUCAUCAAUGAAAAGACUACAUCAAAAGAAAGUAAGAAAGAGUCCAACCAACAGCUACAGCAAGGGCGGGAGAACAUGGAGAUGCUGAUGGGUAACAGUCUUCAGAGUCUUAUAGAUAAUAAUAGGAAAAUAAUACUUGGAGCAAAGCAGGCUAAAGAACAAAUUGAGAAAAACAUGGCAGAUUUAAAGCAAGAGUUAAAGAGAAACAGAGAGGAUGUUUCUCAACAUAAAUAUCAAAUUCAGUACACCAAACACAAUAUGAAUGAAAUGAUCAACAAAUUGAAGCAGAGGCUGAUUCAGCAGCAAAGUAAUGUUCAAAUGGAGAGAGUCCCACAGAUGGACAGCAUAGACAGCCAGAAAGAAGAAACUGACCCUUUGAAAAUGAAACUCAGCAGAAUCCAGGAAGAGAUGGAGAGACUUUGGGGUGUUCUGGAAGACAGUGAACAAGAAGAGGACGUGAGUCUGAAGGAGUUGAAGGCAGAGACAGAGCAAAGGAAAACGAUGACAGCUGACUCUCAGAAGCUAAGGCAAGACACAGAUGUAAGCGUAAUGAUAACAUGGGAAACAGAGUGGCAGCAGAUGAAGACUGAUAUGCAGAGACAAAAACAAGAUAUAGAGAACAAGUUGGUACAGGUGCAAUCUGAAAGAGAUGAGAUAGAAAGAAUCAAAACUAAAAUAGAGACGGAGAGAGAAAACCUAGAGAGAGACAAACAAUUAGCUAAAGCUGAAAUAAAUGCAAUGAUGUGUAUGAGGGAGAGUGUUGAAGGGCAAAAACAGGAGCUGGAUGACAAGUUACGAAAGACAAAGAAAGAGAUGAGAGAAUUGGAAGUGACAAAUGCUGAGAUUGAAAUAAAGAAAAAGGACCUGGUGAAAAUGAUGAGAAUAAUCAAGAGAAAAAAGGAAGAGAUCCACAAAAUGAAGGAAGAGAUUGAAAAUGCUAAACAAGACAUGGAGGAAAGAGAAGAACAGAGUGAGGGAAGUGGAUCGGAGCAGGCGCUAGAGGUAGAUGACAGCUUUGAUGAGGAAAAUAUGAGAAUUCAACAGGCUACCAGAACCAGAACAAUGCAAGAAACAGUAGAUACAGAAAGUCAGAUUGAGGAGGACAACAUGGAGAGGAACACCAUGAACAAGGUGAACGCUGACAUUCAGAGAGUGAUUCUUCAAGUAGAAGAUAUCAGAAAGAUGCUUGGCAUGAUGAAAGAAGAAAUAGUGCAGAGCAGGAUUGACUUUACAGAAGAAAAGAACCAAAUCAAAUGGAUGAAUUUUCAAGUACAGAAAAAGAGGCGGGAGCUUGACCAACGACUGGAGAGGACCCUGCAUGAGAGGGAUGAAUUAGAAAUCAUGAAGAUAAAAAUACAGCGACAUAGGAAGAAGCUUCAACAAAAAUUUCAGACUAUGGCUGAGGUGAAAGUUAACAUAGAAAAAGCUGCUGUAGAGAUGAACAACACCCUGGGGAAGAUACAUACAUCUCAGAAGAAGAUAGACGAGACCAAGGAAGAAGUGAAAAACUACAUGGAUAAGUUGACCUCCAUGACAGCUCAGGUCAGCAGAUGGAUAUCAACAGAAUCUGCAAUCAAAAAGACUUUUUCAUUGGAUAGAUCUAAGCUUCAAGAACCACAGAAUGAAACACGCAGAGACUCCCUCAAGCGUCAAACAUCUGAGAUUCCAACAGACAAAGAAGGCUCAAAGAGUGAAUUUAUAAAAGAGGCCACAUCUUUGCAACAAUCUAUAACAUCAGAUGUCCAGCAUGAAAGUCAAGACAUAAACAAAGAGGAGCAGAUGCAUUCAGCACACAAAGAGGGACAAGAAUUCAGUUUUGUUGCAGAAGAGCAGAAUAUUCUCCUACAGAUGCAGACAGAAAUUCAUGAAAAUACAUUAAUGGAAGAUGAUCAGAAAGAAUUGAUGACAAAUAGAAGAAAAAAUGAAGAAAUAGAAAAUGAGAUCUCUAAACUGAAGGAAAAAGAGGAGAAAAUAAGGGAGCAAAUAAAAUGUUCUAUGGAGGACAUGGAGAACAAAAAUCAAGAGAUUAAAAGGCUCAUUGUGGAAAUAAAUGAUAUGCAGAGCCAGAGACCUGAGACUGAAACUUGGUUACAAAUUACAGAAAUUGGAGAUCCAGAGAAAGAAACGACUGGAAUGCUGAAAGAAACCAAACACACAGAUAUUUUGAGGGUAAUCACCAGCGCUUCCACUGAUGUAAUAAGUGAAUAUGAAGUGCAAAUGCAAAAGAAGGAGGAUGGCAGCAAGGUGAAACAAGAAGUAAGUGAUGAAUCUGACUUGAUGAGAUUGGAUGAAAAAUAUAUUGAAAAGUCUAGAGAAGAGGUACAGACACAGAUUGAUGGAUGUUCUGAUGAAAAGGGCGCAAGAAAUCCUAAUCUACAAAGACUGAGGGAAGAGAUUUAUAGAACCCAAGAAAUCAUAAGAUUAGUGAUGUCAGAACUUGAAAACCAGGCUGAAGAAAGUACAAUCGACAGAGACCAUGAGGAUGAAGACAGCACUGAAAUCAAAGGAUUAAUACAAGAGCUGAAAAUAUUCCAAGAGCUUCUGAAAAGGGUAAAAAAUGACAUGAAAGAGGAAACAACCAACAUCAAAUCGAUGAAAAAAGCAGCAAAAAAACAGAACAGGGAACUGGACCAGAGGUUAGAGAAAACUCUGAGGGAGAGAGAUGAAUUAGAUAUUUUAAAACUAAAAAUACAGAGUCAAAAUGAGCUGAUGGAGCAGAAGAUGGAGAAAAUGGAAACAUUUAAGAGCACCAUAGAGGAAAUGGGGGCUAAGACUCUAAAGAAAAGUGCAGACAUAGAGAUUAUUAUAAAGGAGUCUGAAGUGAAACUGAGAUACCUGGAAGACCUGAACUACAGGAUUGAGGCUAAAAAACAAGAUCUGAAAAACUGCCAUCAUUUUAUAUCCCUGCAAAGAGACCACCUUGAAAAAUUUAAGACUCAGAGAAGAGACAGUGCUAAGACAGAUACAGACAGGCUGACAAAAGACAGACACAGCAAAGAAAUUGAGGAAAUGGGAACUGAAAUCUUCAAACUCAGAUCAGAAAAAGAGAAACUAAUGGAGGAUGUAAAACUGACAAUUGAGAGAUUGGAUCAGAGAAACUGUGAAAAUGAACAACUGAGAAACACAUUAAGUAAGCAAGAGAAAGAAAAAAUGGAGAGAGAAGAGAUAGAGAUGCUGAAACAACAGAUUGAAGCAGAGAAGGAGACUGUGAGAUUAGCCAGACAACAAGCUGAGGCAGAAAUACAUGAGAUUAACAGUUUAAGGGAAAAUAUUGAGAGACAGAAACACGAACUUCAUGACAAAAUGCAAAUGACUCAAAAAGAAAUGAGAGAACUGGAGCUACUGAAGUCAGAAUUGGAAAUGAAAAGAAAACAAAGUGAAGAUAUAUUUAAAGAAAGCAUAAGCAAAAAGGAAGAGAUUGAUUUAAUGUGGAAUGAAAUACAAAGAGAAAAGAAUUCCCUUAGGAGAGAAGCAAUAAAGAAAAGAAGGGAAUUAGAUCAAAGACUGGAGAAAACCAUGCGUGAGAGGGAUGAGUUAGAAGUUAUGAGGAUAAAACUGCGAAAAGAGAAGGAAGAAGUGGCUGAGAUGAAGCAGAGGCUUGUCAAUGACCAGACUUCUCUUCUCCAAGGAUACAGAGAUUGUAAUAAGAUAAAUCUAGAAAGACAAAGCUCAAAAGUGAGUGAUUUUGUUUUUAACCUCCAAAACACGAGACAAAAGAUUAAUGUACACUUGGAAACAUUCAAGAGGGAAAUGGGAGUACUGAAAGAUGUAAAUGUUGUUUUAGAGAAACAAAGAGAAGGGCUCAAAGCUUUACAAGCUGAGAACAAGACUUUGAGAAAUAAUAUGAGCAGAAUAAAAUCUCAAAUAAAGAUGCCCUUAGAAAGAGAGAUGGAUGAAAUGAUCCACAUGAGGAACGAUAUCCAAAAACAAAAACAAGAACUUGAUAUUAGACUGGAGUAUACAAAAAGAGAAAUAAGUGAGAUGGAAGUGCUGAAGUCUGAAUUGGAGGUCCAAAAAAGAGAAAAUCAACAGAUGAACCGCAGAGGAAAUCGAAAGGAGCAGGAGGUGAAAAAGAUGUUAGCUGAAAUCAAACAAGAAAAAGAUGCCCUCAAGAGGGAGACACAGAGGAGGAAAAAAGAGCUUGAUGUACGACUGGAGAGGAUCAUGAGAGAGAGGGAUGAGUUAGAAAUUAUUAAGCUGAAGCUGCAAAGUGAAAAGGACAAAAGUAAAGGUGCAUUGGAAGAGUCGAGGAUGCCCACAAAAAUGCAUAAUCAAAUUCAAAAGCACUGGGAAUUAAUACAGACAUGCAUGGAGAAAUAUCAACUUAUGAAAAGACACAGUGAAGAUAUGAAUAUAGCAAUUCAAAAUGAAAAAAGACAUAUCUUAGCCCAGGCAGAAAUCAUAACUCAGGCAAGAGAUGAAGUGGAAAACAUCAAGAUGGAGAUUAAAAGACAAAAAGAAAUGAUGAUAUGUGCUGUAAAGAACAUGCAACAAAAGCAAGCACAUCUGGAGCAAAUGGAGAAGAAUAUCCAAGAAGAACAAAAAUUAUUGGAGACAGAAAAGGAGAGCAUUUUAGAAAAAUCAGAAGAGUUAGUCUUGAGGGAGAAAGAGCUGGUGAACGACCAGAAGUUUCUCAAAGUUGAACGCCAGAAAAUGAGGAAAGAACGCAAAGAAAUGAAGAGACUGAUGAAUAAUACUCAAAGUGAGGGGACAUUAAAAAUCCUCAAACCUGAAAAGAAACUGAAGACACAGGAUGAUAAACAAAAGAAAUUAAUGAAUGAACCACUUGAAGAGGACAUGAAGGAGAGGGAAAUUUUAGGAAAAGAAUAUCGACUACUUGUGAAACCUGAGCCUACACCAGUUAAACUGAAACUACGACAUACAAAGAAAUUGAAGCUUGGGUUUAAAGAAUCAGAUCAUGAAAAUCUUGGGCAGCAAAGACACCAGAAGGAUCUCCCUGGAGUUGAACAGUUGAUAAGUGAAGGUGAAAGGAAAGAUGAUAUCCAAAAAGAAAUUCACCAGUUAGAAAAUGAUGAGGAAAAAGAGGAUAAAGAUGUGCCACAAAUUCAGCACACUGAACUGGCAAGAAGAGAUGAGGUGGAAAUAAAAGUGAGUCCAAAGAAGAUUGAAUUCUUAGAUAGAGGAGCAAAACCUCUGAUAACAGUGUCAAGGGAGGAGGCCAUUGAAAAGGAUGAUGUUAAAGAUGUGUGGAAGACAGACGAUGUUGCACAUGGUCAAGAUCCUGAAAAACUGAAAACAAAGAAGAAGUGGAACUUUUGA
Molecule: messenger RNA, 5437 nt
Organism: Scomber japonicus (chub mackerel)
Lineage: Eukaryota; Metazoa; Chordata; Actinopteri; Scombriformes; Scombridae
Product: myosin-10-like
Exons: 3
Coding region: 2-5437 (1811 amino acids)
Source: RefSeq, a predicted model, not a curated record